CAGGCCAACCGUCCCAUCGUCAUCUCCGGGCCCUCUGGCUCUGGCAAGUCGACUCACUUGAACCGUCUGCUCAAGGAGUACCCCGACCGCUUCGGCUUCUCAAUUUCUCGCCAAGAACAAAACGGUGUCGAGUAUCACUUUGUCACAAAGGAGGACUUUUUAAAGCUGGUCGACCAGAACGGCUUCAUCGAGCACGCCCAGUUCGGCAGCAACUAUUACGGCACCAGCGUCCAGGCUGUCAAGGAUGUCGCUCAGAAGGACCGCACCUGCAUCCUGGACAUUGAGAUGGAGGUGUGUAUCGUCUUUCCAUUCAUGUCUCUUCUGGACUCGAUGCUGAUCUCGAUCAUCAAANNGGGUGUCAAGCAAGUAAAGAAGAAGGACCUCAACGCCCGCUACCUCUCCCUGCAACCGCCAUCCCUCGAGAUUCUCGAGUCACGCCUGCGCGGCCGCGCCACCGAUUCCGAAGACGCCAUCACCCAACGUCUCGCCCAAGCCAAGAACGAGCUCGAGUUCGCAAAGACCCCAGGUGUUUUCGACAAGGUCAUUAUCAACGACGACCUCGAGAAGGCUUGGACAGAAUUCAAGGCUUUCUGUGUGUCCGAGGAG
Messenger RNA from Aureobasidium vineae, 606 nucleotides. Lineage: Eukaryota; Fungi; Ascomycota; Dothideomycetes; Dothideales; Saccotheciaceae. The record is from the annotation of a GenBank genome assembly.